Molecule: messenger RNA, 5361 nt
Organism: Phyllostomus discolor (pale spear-nosed bat)
Lineage: Eukaryota; Metazoa; Chordata; Mammalia; Chiroptera; Phyllostomidae
Gene: FLT4
Product: fms related receptor tyrosine kinase 4
Exons: 30
Coding region: 43-4155 (1370 amino acids)
Biological process (GO): multicellular organism development; cell surface receptor protein tyrosine kinase signaling pathway; positive regulation of kinase activity
Cellular component (GO): signaling receptor complex
Molecular function (GO): transmembrane receptor protein tyrosine kinase activity; ATP binding
Source: RefSeq, a predicted model, not a curated record
CGGCGAGGCCGCGCAGGUCGACCCGCGCCGCAGCGGCCGGAGAUGCAGCGGGGUGCCGCGCUGUGCCUGCGCCUGUGGCUCUGCCUCGAACUGCUCCACAGCGAGCGCGGCCUGGUGCGUGGCUACUCCAUGACCCCCCCAACUCUGAACAUCACAGAGGAGACACACAUCAUUGACUCCGGGGACAACCUGUCCAUCUCCUGCAGGGGGCAGCACCCCCUCCAGUGGGCCUGGCCAGCCACGGGAAAAGGGGCUGAGGAAGUGCCAGCCACGGGGAAGGACAGCGAAGACACAGGGUUAGUUCAAGACUGCGAGGGCACAGAUGCCAAGCCCUACUGUAAGGUGCUGCUGCUUCCUGAAGCCCAUGCCAACGACACCGGCAGCUACAGCUGCUACUACAAGUACAUCAAGGCCCGCAUCGAGGGCACCACAGCGGCCAGCACCUACGUGUUCGUGAGAGACUUGAAGCAGCCAUUCAUCAAUAAACCGGCCACACUCCUGGUCAACAGGAAGGACUCCGUGUGGGUGCCCUGCCUGGUGUCCACCCCCGGCCUCAACGUCACGCUGCGUUCGCAAAGCUCGGUGCUGCAGCCUGACGGGCGGGACGUGGUAUGGGACGACCGCCUGGGCAUGCGGGUGCCCACCCCGCUGCUGCGUGAGGCCCUGUAUGUGCACUGCAAGACCACCUGGGGCGGCCAGACCUUCUACUCCAACCCAUUCAUCGUGCACAUCACAGGCAACGAGCUCUAUGACAUCCAGCUGUUCCCCAAAAAGUCGACGGAGCUGCUAGUGGGGGAGAAGCUGGUCCUGAACUGCACCGUGUGGGCUGAGUUCAACUCUGGCGUCACCUUCGACUGGGACUACCCAGGGAAGCAGGCCGAGCGAGGGAAGUGGGUGCCAGAGCGGCGCACCCAGCAGACUCACACAGAGCUCUCCAGCAUCCUGACCAUCCACAACGUCAGCCAGCAGGACCUGGGCACCUACACGUGCAAGGCCAACAAUGGCAUCCACCUGUUCCAGGACAGCACCGAGGUCAUCGUGCACGAAAAGCCCUUCAUCAGCGUCGAGUGGCUCAAAGGUCCCAUCUUGGAAGCCACUGCCGGAGACACACUGGUGAAGCUGCCUGUGAAGCUGGCAGCGUACCCCCCACCGGAGUUCCAAUGGUACAAGGACAGGAAGGCUGUGCCGGGGCGCCAUAGUCCGCAUGCCCUGGUGCUCAAGGAGGUGACCGAGGCCAGCGCCGGCAUCUACACCCUUGCCCUGCGGAACUCUGUGGCCGGCCUGAAGUGCAACAUCAGUCUGGAACUGGUGGUGAAUGUGCCCCCCAGCAUCCACGAGAAGGAGGCCUCUUCCCCGAGCAUCUAUUCCCACCGCAGCCGCCAGGCCCUCACCUGCACUGCCCACGGGGUGCCCCCUCCUCUCAGCGUGCAGUGGCACUGGAGGCCAUGGACACCCUGCAAGACCUUCGCCCAGCGCAGCCUCAGCCGGCGGCAGCAGCGGGACCGCAUGCUGCAGUGCCGGGACUGGAGGGAGGUGACCACACAGGACGCUGUGAACCCCAUCGAGAGCCUGGACUCCUGGACCGAGUUUGUGGAGGGGAAGAACAAGACGGUGAGCAAGCUGGUGAUCCAGUACGCCAACAUGUCUGCCAUGUACAAGUGCGUGGUCUUCAACAAGGUGGGCCAGGACGAGCGGCUCAUCUACUUCUACGUGACCACCAUCCCCGACGGCUUCAGCAUCCAAUCGGAGCCAUCGGAAGAGCCCCUGGAGGGCCAGGCGGUGCGCCUCAGCUGCCAGGCAGACAACUACACUUACGAGCAUCUGCGCUGGUACCGCCUCAACCUGUCCACGCUGCACGACGCACACGGGAACCCCCUGAUGCUCGACUGCAAGAACGUGCACCUGUUUGCCACACCACUGGCCGCCAGCCUGGAGGAGGCAGCGCCCGGGGCGCGCCACACCACGCUCAGUCUGAUCAUCCCCCGUGUGGCGCCCGAACACGAGGGCGACUACGUGUGCGAGGUGCAGGACCGGCACAGCCAGGACAAGCACUGCCACAAGAAGUACCUGUCGGUGCAGGCCCUGGAAGCCCCGAAGCUUGCACAGAACUUGACUGACCUCCUGGUGAACGUGAGCGACUCCUUGGAGAUGCGGUGCCGGGUGGCUGGGACACACGUGCCCAGCAUCUUGUGGUACAAAGAUGAGAGACUGCUGGAGGAAGAGUCCGGAAUCGAUUUGGCGGACUCGAACCAGAAGCUGAGCAUCCAGCGCGUGCGUGAGGAGGACGCGGGCCGCUACCUGUGCAGCGUGUGUAACGCCAAGGGUUGCGUCAACUCUUCUGCCAGCGUGGCCGUGGAAGGCUCCGACGAUAAAGGCAGCAUGGAGAUAGUGAUCCUCGUUGGCACCGGGGUCAUCGCCGUCUUCUUCUGGGUCCUCCUCCUCGUCAUUUUCUGUAACAUGAGGAGGCCAGCCCACGCUGACAUCAAGACCGGCUACCUGUCCAUCAUCAUGGACCCCGGGGAGGUGCCCCUGGAGGAGCAGUGCGAAUACCUGUCCUACGAUGCAAGCCAGUGGGAGUUUCCCCGGGACCGGCUGCACCUCGGGAGAGUGCUGGGCCACGGGGCCUUCGGGAAGGUGGUGGAAGCCUCCGCUUUCGGAAUCAACAAAGGCAGCAGCUGUGACACUGUGGCCGUGAAAAUGCUGAAAGAGGGCGCCACCGCUAGCGAGCACCGCGCGCUGAUGUCUGAGCUAAAGAUCCUAAUCCACAUUGGCAACCACCUCAACGUGGUCAACCUCUUAGGGGCGUGCACCAAGCCUAACGGGCCCCUCAUGGUGAUCGUGGAGUUCUGCAAAUACGGCAACCUCUCCAACUUUUUACGCGCCAAGAGGGAGGCCUUCAGCCCCUAUGCGGAGAAAUCCUCCGAGCAGCGAAGGCGCUUCCGUGCCAUGGUGGCAGGCGCUCGAGCUGACAGGCGGCAACCCAGGAGCAGUGAAAGGGCACUUUUUACGAGGCUGCUGACGGGCAAGGGCAGGGCGGAGCGGGACCCUCCGGCCCCAGAAGCCGAGGACCUAUGGCUGAGCCCGCUGACCAUGGAAGACCUUGUCUGCUACAGUUUCCAGGUGGCUCGAGGCAUGGAGUUCCUGGCCUCCCGCAAGUGUAUCCACAGAGACCUGGCUGCUCGGAACAUCUUGCUGUCAGAGAGCGACGUGGUCAAGAUCUGCGACUUCGGCCUGGCCCGGGACAUCUACAAGGACCCCGACUAUGUGCGCAAAGGCAGCGCCCGGCUGCCCCUGAAGUGGAUGGCUCCCGAGAGCAUCUUCGACAAGGUGUACACCACACAGAGCGAUGUGUGGUCCUUUGGGGUGCUGCUCUGGGAGAUUUUCUCCCUGGGAGCCUCCCCAUACCCUGGGGUGCAGAUCAACGAGGAGUUUUGCCAGCAGCUGAAAGAGGGCACCCGGAUGAAGGCCCCAGAACUGGCCUCUCCUGCCAUACGCCGCAUCAUGCUGAGCUGCUGGUCUGGAGACCCCAGAGAGCGGCCUGCGUUCUCCGAGCUGGUGGAGAUGCUGGGGGACCUGCUUCUGAGCGGAGGCCCACAGGAGGAGGAAGAGGAGGUCCACGAGGCGCCCUGCAGCUUGAGCCUAGAGGAAGGCAGCUUCUGGCAGGCGUCCACCACUGCCCUGCACACUGUGAAGGCUGAGGCUGCUGAGGAGGCCAGCUGGCCGACCCCACUCCAGCACAGCGUAGCCGCCAGAUACUACAAUUGUGUGGCUUUUCCCGGGAGCCUGGCCAGAGGGGCGCAGACCCAGGGCGCCUCCAGGAUGAAGACAUUUGAAGAAUUUCCCAUGACCCCAACAACCUACAAGGCCUCCGCGGACAACCAGACAGACAGCGGCAUGGUGUUGGCUUCUGAGGAGCUUGAGCAGCUGGAGAGCAGGCACACAGAAGCAGCCGGGCUCAGCAGCUGUAAAGGAGCCAGCUGGAAUGUGACCAUGGCACACCCUGACCCCCAGGGGCGGCGGCGGCGGCCCCACCAGGGGGCACUGGGAGGCCAGGUGUUCUGUAACAGCGAGUACGGGGAGCUGGCAGGGCCGCCCCGGGAGGGCGACUGCACCCCAUUGGCCCACUCGCCCUUCUCCGCAGACAGCAGCUACUAAGAAGGCUCUGGCGAAGCCCCCGGGGCCCCAGGUGCCCACUGUGCAGGCCCGGCAGGGCGGUGGGGGGCUGGAGGCUGGGGCUGAGCCCACAUCUCCUUUGGUUUUGCUGGGAGGCGUCUCCACCUCCCUGGCUACCUCUUCCUAGCUAUGCAGAGCAAAACCCAGGCUCCGGGGCUCCCAGAACCCCACCACCACACCUGCCCAAAACUUCUGCAUGGACCCUCCAGACCCUUCUCCCCUUCCUAUCAGAUUCCCUGUAGCUCAACGUCCACGGGGCCCAGUCCCGGGUCAGGCACGCCCAAGAGAGUGGCCCUUUGAUUGCCUCGCCCACACUGGGGGCGGUGGCAUGAUCCCCACUUCUGAUGAGGAGGAUCCGACAGUCACAGAUCAUGAGGGCAAAGCUCUGGCCUCCCAGCCCCUCCCCAAGGCCUCAGCCCCAAGCAGCCCUUCCGCCCGUCCCCUGGGGGGGCCCUUCUUCACUUGCCCUCGCAGGGCUGCAGCGAGGAUGCCGGGUCCCCUCUCAAAGCACCGGUGAGGAAUUGUGUGUAUGUCGGGGGGGGGGGGGUCCUCUCCUGAGCCCCCAAGCAGCUCAGUCACAGCGCACCCUCCCGGCGGGCGAGGAUGAUUCUGCAGAUUGUUUUCAUUAGAACUUGAGAAACUGAGCUGCUGUGAAGAAUUCGCUUUUCAAAACUUCCGUCUGAAGGAAACCCAGGGAAGUUCGUUCCGAAUCCGGAUGAUCCUCAACCCCAAACCCCAGUUGGUGCUGACACAGCAGACGCAGCCGCAGUGCCUCUGGAGAAGGGUCGGCCCCGCCUGCCCACCUGGCCCAGGACCGCAAGCAGCAGCAGACAGAUAGAUGGGCUAGAGCAGCCCCGUUCGAAAAAUCGCUUGGUUCUUCCCUCGGGGUCCUGGGCCCGCCACGGAGCACCUCCCAAGCUGUGAAGGUCCUUCUGAGAGGUGACCACCGAGCAGGCUUCCAGGCUGCCCCAGAGGCCCCCCGGCGCUGCUCCUUGCCACCAGGCAAUCAGCAAUGUUCAUGUGGCCUCCAGGGGACCCUGUCUUCUGCUCCUGGUGUCUGCCUGACAUCGGCGCCCCGCCACUCAAACCUCUGUUGUCAGGAAGGAGCAGCCAAAGAUCCUCUGGAGGCUGGAGCCAUUCUGCUCCACACCCCACCCCAGCUCACACUGCCCAGCCCCCUGCACCCCC